Aethina tumida (small hive beetle) is the source of this 2279-nucleotide messenger RNA. RefSeq names its product Bardet-Biedl syndrome 7 protein homolog. NCBI's taxonomy places the organism in Eukaryota, Metazoa, Arthropoda, Insecta, Coleoptera, Nitidulidae. The coding region runs from base 26 to 2176 and encodes 716 amino acids. Gene Ontology annotation, cellular component: axoneme; neuron projection; BBSome. The record is from RefSeq and is a predicted model, not a curated record. Gene Ontology annotation, biological process: intracellular transport; cilium assembly; intracellular protein localization. Gene Ontology annotation, molecular function: protein binding. The transcript is spliced from 14 exons.
UAUACCUUCAAGUUUUCAUUUAAAGAUGGAACUAAAUUUACAUAGAGUGGACUAUACAAUUGUCGGAUUAACAGAGCCCAAUUGUAUGAAACUGUUACCCGGUGAUACACCCAAAUCCCAACAGAAGGUUGCAAUAGCUGACAGUGAUGGAAUUUUACAAGUUUUUUCAAUUAAAAAAGACGACAUACAAAUACAUUUCAAAACUUUGCCUGGACCACCAAUAACUGCAUUGAAAACUGCUGGAGCUAUUGGUACUCCGUACGACAAGAUCUUUAUUGCUACGGAGAACGAGGUUAAAGGUUAUACCAAGAAAGGGAAGUUGUUUUUGACUUUUGAUUCAGGUAUCACCGAGAAGAUACAAUCAAUGUUUGUUUUGGGCAGUGAACUAAUACUUUGUGGUACCCAUAUUUUUAAUCACUAUAGAGACUGCAAGGAAGUUGGUUCUUAUUUAUGUGGGGAUAAAAUAGUUGAUGUUAUUUCUAUGUAUUCUCAUAAGACUAGGAGAUUUCUUUCUCUGAUAGCAUGUGAAGGUCGAAUGAUAAGAGUCAUCGAACAUGCAAGAGUAACUUUUAGUAUUGAAGUUGAAAAUACUCCAACAGUUUUAUAUUUUUUCGAGGAAAACAACGACAAACUAAUAUUGUUUGGUACUGUGGAUGGACGAAUUGGAAUUGUAGAUGUGGAUAGUUUACAAGGAUUUGAACGCUGGUUACUUACUAAUGAAACUAACUCUGCAGCUAUAUCUUGCAUAGAUACCUAUGAUUUAACUGGAAAUGGAAACAAAAAUCUAAUAGUUGGCAGGCAAGAUGGUAACGUGGAAGUUUAUAACCUUAACAUGUUCGACCCUUUAGAUAAACCUAUACUUAUUUACGAAAUGAAUUGCAAUGAAAGCGUAACGGGAAUGCAAACUGGAAUUGUGGGAUGUCAAGGAUAUGAAGAAAUUCUUAUCGUAACGUACACCGGAAGAGUUAUUGGUUUAACGACGCAAACUAUAGAUUCCAAUGUAGAUAAUACUGGAAGUUUUACUGUGGACAAUUCACAGAAAGUUCAAAAACUAAAAUUGGAAAUUGAAGAAUUACAAAAUAAAGUCAUGAAGGAACGCGAAAGUUAUCAAACCUCCACGCACUCAUUUUUUGACGAAUUUUCAGCUAUAUCUCUUCUCUCAAUUAAGGAUUCAUUUACAUUAGAAAAAACGACGUCAACGUAUACAUUAUCUAUAGAGGUUCCGACUGCCAUAGAUAACAUUCUUUUACAAAGCAAUGUUUCUUUAAAGUUGAUUGAUGUUGAAAAAAAUUCAGCAGUUGUCAGUUACAGUGAUUCGGAUACAAACAGUGGCAACAAGUUGUUAGCAACUUAUCGAUGUCAAAUAAACACAAAUAGGUUGGAACUAAAGAUUCGCACUGAGGAAGGUGAAAAGGGCACUUUACAGGUAUAUGUAACUCCUUUGGUUCAACCAAAAUGCAGCAGAAAUUUGCAAUACGACAUUAAGGCACUGUCUUUACAUUACAGAAUUCAUGAUUUUGAUAGCAAGCGGUCCUUUAAUAAAUUAAUAUUCAAAGGAGGGUUUAGUUUAGCUGAAAUACAUUCGUGGAUUAGUAAUUGUCUGCCUGAAGUGCCCGAGAAGCCUCAAAUAUUAGAUAAAAAUAUUUUAUGGUUUCAGUCCAGUCUUUUGGGCACAAUUCUUCAAUGUUCUUAUACUAAAAAUGAAGGAGAAUUUUUAUCAGAUAAUGUGUCGACCAUCAGUAUUUUAAAGGAUUAUCUGACAAUUGAGGCAACAAAAAAGAAAAUUAAAGUGGAGUUUGCUACAACUGUUGCUGACGACUCGAUUGAUACUGUUUUGGAUUUAAUUAAUAAUAAAAUAGUCACAGAGAAAAGUAACGAAAAAGAUUUGACAUUAUUAAAUGCUUUGAACGAGUUAGAAGUAACUAAUGAAGAAAUAUCCGGUUCUUUGUGCCAAAAAUAUAAAGAGAUUUUAGCUAACAGCAAAACCAUUAUACAAAAAUCGCAACCUGGAUGUUUGGAGAGACUAUAUGGCACCAUUAGUAACUUAUAUGUAAACUAUUAUAAAUUUAAAGGAGCUAAUGUGGUUUCGAAACUGCCGAAUUUACUCCGGGUUCUUGAAAAUUAUUCUUACGAGGGUUUAUUGGAUUUUUUCAGACCCAAUAGAAAUGAUGAAUAGUACUAAUAAAAUAUUUAUAGUUAACUGAUUUAUUUUAUUUCUUACAAGACAUUGAACUUUGAUAUAUUUUAGAUAUAAAAUAAUAUUCGAUGCAUUGUGUAGG